This is a messenger RNA of Knipowitschia caucasica, 393 nucleotides long. NCBI's taxonomy places the organism in Eukaryota, Metazoa, Chordata, Actinopteri, Gobiiformes, Gobiidae. The record is from the annotation of a GenBank genome assembly.
AUGGGGGGGGGGUGGGUUGUGAGUGUGGGUAGGGUUGGGGGGUGGUUAGAUGGAGGGGUGUGGGGGGGGGGUUGGUGGGUUAGUGGUUGGUGUGGUUGGGUGUUUUUGGGGUUGGUUUUUUGGUUGGGGGGGGGGGAGGGGGUGAGGGGGGUUGGUGGGGAGGUGAGGGGUGGGAUAGUUGUGGGUUGGGGUGUUGUUGGGGAGGGGGGGGUGUUUGAGUAUGGGGGGGGUUGGGGGAGUAGGGGGGGUAUUGGGGGGGGGGGAUGGGGGUGGUGGGUGGUAGAUAUAUUUUGUUUGGUGGGGGGUGUGGUGUGUGUGGAGGUUGUGGGGGGGGAUGGUUUGGUUGGUUGGGGUGGUGGGGGGGGGGGGGGUUGUGGGAUGGGGGUUGGUUAG